AUGUAUAACCAACUUGAACGUCCGGCUAAAGCCGGACUUCAGGCUUUUUUUGGUGACUCGUUUCGCAGAGUGCUCGCCUCUCAGUUGCAUGGCGAUUGUUCGCCACCUCACCGAACUAUGUCUGAUGUGAUAUUCGACGACAUGUUUAUGGUCAAAAACAUCGAUCCAGAUGGGAAGAAGUUCGAUCGCUGUUCUCGACUGUUCUGCGAUUCUGAAUCGUUUAGCAUGGAGUUAAUCUUAGAUGUGAAUACACAACUUUAUCCCAUCAGUCUUAACGAUAAAUUCCGCUUAAUGAUUACCACUUCUGUACGCGAUGACGGGAUGCCUGAUGAGGGAGAGUAUGAUCCCCAGGCCAACUACUCUCGAGUAGCCCAAUUUGAGUAUGUGAUGUUUGGUCGUGUGUAUCGAAUUGAAGGUGACGAUUCGGGUUCUGAUGGAAGUCGUAUAGCCGCCUACGCAUCAUUUGGAGGUCUGCUGAUGAGGCUCAAAGGGGAGGCUUUUAACCUCCAUGGAUUCGAACUCGAUUCAAACAUUUAUUUGCUUAUAAAGAAAGUUGAAUUUUGA
This is a messenger RNA of Necator americanus (New World hookworm), 564 nucleotides long. RefSeq lists its product as uncharacterized. The transcript has 6 exons. The record is from RefSeq and is a predicted model, not a curated record. NCBI's taxonomy places the organism in Eukaryota, Metazoa, Nematoda, Chromadorea, Rhabditida, Ancylostomatidae. Gene Ontology annotation, cellular component: RNA polymerase II, core complex; RNA polymerase I complex; RNA polymerase III complex. Gene Ontology annotation, biological process: DNA-templated transcription. The coding region runs from base 1 to 564 and encodes 187 amino acids.